Messenger RNA from Anas platyrhynchos (mallard), 2341 nucleotides. It is a transcript of the gene TASL, whose product is annotated as TLR adaptor interacting with endolysosomal SLC15A4. NCBI's taxonomy places the organism in Eukaryota, Metazoa, Chordata, Aves, Anseriformes, Anatidae. The record is from RefSeq and is a predicted model, not a curated record. Gene Ontology annotation, biological process: regulation of toll-like receptor signaling pathway.
CGUUGUGGUUCAGUCAGUUAUAAAACCCCCUCAACUCCUAAGGGACUUUCUUUCUAUACUUCUGCACUAUAAAGGAUUGGAAAUAAAGCAUAUGUCAUCUUAGAAGUGUAUUUGAAAAGGAAAUAAAAACAGAACGCUGCAUUUUGGGGUAGGACAGCCACACAGGAAGCUUUAAACAGUUUGUAAGACAACCAGUUUUCUGUACCCGGUCAGCUGCUGUAUCUUUGGAGGAUGCUGUCGGAAGGUUACCUUCACAGAAUUGCCUACCUUUGUGAAGACCUGAGCUCUGAGCUCUGCACCAACGUGGCAGCCGAGGAAGUGGUGUAUGAAAUGAGGUCCAUUAAUUAUUCUUCCAUUGAAGAAGCACAAGGAAAAAGCUUCCUUCAGAGAUGCAGAUCUGCUGGCAAAUGUUUUUCCUCAGUCCACUCUAAAGGCAGCAAACACAGCAGAAGGCAGAAGGAUAAUCUUCUACAGCCCACACAGCACCCAGCACCUGAAGGGCAGACAUCUCCAGCUACAGACGUCUGCGAGGGGCUGGCAAGAAAAGACACCUACCUGGUUCCAUCCUCCUGCAAAAGCAUCUGCAAGAACUACAAUGACUUGCAUAUAGCUGGGGAUUACGUGGUGCCUAUUAGCUCAGUGGCGUCAGAUUUUACCUGUGACAGUGGCAUCGGCCCUUUCCUGGAGUCCUCAGAGAUUCCUCCGCCCAUGGAGUCCAUGAGGGUCCCCCCCAGUGAGACCAUCCGCAGGCCAGUCCAAGGCUUCUCAUCGUGCUGGCGGCUGGCGAGCUUAAUGCCACACCAGCAGCCUCUCUCUGACUCGGCCCUCAACGACUACCUGGAGCAGAAGCUGGUGGAGCUGUACAAGCAGUACAUCAUGGAUAGCACAGCAAACAGGGCAUCUCCCACUCAGAUCCUGGCCUCGGAGCUCAUCAUGACUAACGUAGACCAAAUCAGCAUGCAGAUAUCACGAGAGAGGAAUAUGGAGACCACCAAGGCCAAAGACAUUGUCAUCAGCCGCUUCCUACAAAUAGCCAGUGAACAAAUAUCCUCUGAAAUUAGCACACCCAGUCUGCAUAUUUCCCAGUACAGCAACACUAAUGUGUAGUAUUUGAAUUUCUACAGUUAGACAGUUUUUAGGUUCUGCAAACUCAAUUUUUAUUUUUUAUUAUUUUUUAUUUUUAUCUCUUCAGACAUCUUUUUGCUUCGUUAAAAUUUAUUUACUGUCUACCAGUUACAUUUUCCAGUACAUAUUAAGUAAAAAUAUCUGUACUGCACAGAUGUCCCCCUAUUGUGCGCCAGAUGAAUUACUUUUUUUUUUUUUUUGUUUUUUCCCAAAGGCUUAUUUCAGUGAGUGAGUCAUGGACAUUAAAAAAAAAAAAAAAAGUAGAAAAAUGACUACGAGCAUAUGACACUCUUCCAGAUACUCUCUUUCUUCCCCCUUGACAUCUAAUUUCAACUUUCCUCCCCUGGAAUCUGCCAUCCUACCUGAGGGUCUUUGUGAAGCUAAGGCUCACACCUCUGCAAGUACAGGGACCGCAGAGCCACAGAAACAGAGAAUUCAGGAUGCCAUCUGGUUCGUCUCCUUGACCCAAACUGCUUUACUUAUAACACCUCUGUCAGAUAUUUUUUAUAAUCUGUUCUUAAAGAUACCAAAUAAUAGACACUUUACAGCUUCUUCUAUACUAGGUCUAAUUAAUCCAUUGGUGUCUUCCAAUUCAAAUUUACCAUCCCUUUUUGUAAAGCAAAAACUCUGUUUCCAGACAGACUUUGUCAGAAGGAGUGUGUGUGUAUAGCUGUAUAUUUUGUGACGAGCUGAACUUCUACGACAGACGUCGGUGACUUGAGAUGCCAGACAGACACCCACCAUGUUUGUCAGCGACUUAAAGACUGGCGUGGUCAUGUAGGGAUAGUGGUGAUAAUAAGGGGAAUGCUUCUUUCUCUUCCCCCUAUUUUUAAGAGAAUUUCAAAUUGAAAAAUAAGGGCUAAGCCAAAGCCCUAGUAAUUAACGUGACCAAUUCCUUUGACCACUGAAGGAAAGCAGAAACAGACCACUCAGCAGCAUGACCAACCCCUCCUUUUGUUACGAGCGUUGCUGUAUGUCAUAGGCCAUGGUUAUUUGAACUUGACAUAUAUCUAAUAGAAAGGUCUUCUGUAAAAUCUCACAAGUCUUAAAAAAGAAGAAAAAAAUAAUUAGCUGCCUCAAGGGCAAGGAUGGUUACCUGCUUUGAGUCGGUAUGAUAUAUAACACAUUUUCUAUGACAAUCCAUCAUUGGUUGAGUUUCUAAGUUUAAGUAUAAUGUAAAUACUAAUUUAUAAUAAAUAUUCAUCAAAUGUUUUCA